Periconia digitata is the source of this 906-nucleotide messenger RNA. The record is from the annotation of a GenBank genome assembly. NCBI's taxonomy places the organism in Eukaryota, Fungi, Ascomycota, Dothideomycetes, Pleosporales, Periconiaceae.
UCGCUCUCGUCUUUGACCCUCAUCUUUGACGGCCUCACGUCUGUUCUGGUUCAUUGACUCGUUCCAAUCUAUACACAAUCGGCAUUGGCCUCGAUCAACACCAUGUUGUCUCGUGCUCUCUUCGUGGGCUACCUGGCCCUCGUCGCUGGUGUUUUCGCCGCUGCCAUUGACGCGACGAACCACGCCAACGGCCGUUCCCCACCCAACGGAAUGAAUCCAUACACUACCACGAGUGGCAUCCUUACCGAUGUCGGUCCAACCCCUAGCCCUCGUCCUUCGGGCGUGUCUUGCUCUGGGACAUAUCACCCUAUCAACCUGAAGAUGGUCACCACGGGAGAGCCCAAGGACACUGACCGCAACGACUACUUCAAGGCGCAGCGCUCAGCUACGAUGCCGGAGUGGGCUACGCAGGUCCAGUUCCAUGGCAUUAACGCGCCUAAGGACGCCCUGUGUCAUUUGAAGCUGAGGCUGGCGUCCAAGGACAUCCAGCGUCAUACACUAUAUAUGGGUCCUCGUCCUUUCCUGGCCAUCUACCAAGUCCCUCGUGCACCUUACGAUGAACCUACUUGGGAGACCUAUGAACCGGCCCACACCAAGAUCUACAAGCCAACCUACCUGAAGGAAGUCAACGGCUCUUACAUCGAACAGAUGCGCAUCUACCGUUUCUUCGAUGCCUACUACGAUGCCGCCACCGUGCCCUGCAACGAGACCCUCACCUUCCAGAUCGGCAUGGCGUACCAGGAGCCAAAGACCUCUGACGGCUUUGACAUUGUGAAUGGCUGGGAGUUUGUUGAUUCCCCCCCUCCUAAUGAUAUGCUUCAGGGCUUCAAGAUCUGGGUUGGUCCCAAAUUUUGCCGUGGUGGCGACUAGAUUCGUUGCCUCCAAUUCUGCUGGCUCAGCUACAAC